AUAAAAUAAAUGAUUGGCAAAUAAAUCUUUCGUGCAUUUUCAUCGACCACAGCUCCUUAUGUGUGGGUUAACAAACAUACGAAGGUGAUCUGUUAAGGUAUCACUGGUAAUUAGGGUACCUUCUAAACAGAAUAAGCAUUAAACUAUUUCACAAAGAUGGUUGGUGGAGUGUCACCUAAGAAGGCUGGAAGCACUCAUCUAGGAUUACCUGUAUUCAAGAAUUGUCAAGAAGCCAAACAAAACACAGGAUGUGAUGCCUCAGUUAUUUAUGUUCCUCCUCCUACAGCUGCUUCAGCUAUCAUUGAAGCUAUCGAAGCCUAAAUUGGUUUGGUGGUUGUUAUUACAGAUGGAAUCCCAUAACAUGAUAUGAUUAAAGUGAAGCAUGCAUUGAGAUCUUAAUCAGUCACUCGUGUCAUUGGUCCUAAUUGUCCAGGAAUCAUUAAACCAAAUGAAUGCAAAAUUGGUAUCAUGCCUGGAUACAUUCAUUAAAAUGGAAAAAUUGGUAUUGUCUCCAGAUCUGGUACUCUCACUUAUGAGGCUGUUGAUUAAACAACAAGAGCUGGAUUAGGUUAAUCAACUGUUGUUGGAAUUGGUGGUGAUCCAUUCAAUGGAACCAAUUUUAUUGAUGUUUUAGAAAGAUUCAUGGUUGAUCCAGAAACAGAAGGAAUUGUUAUGAUCGGAGAAAUUGGUGGUGAAAAUGAAGAAAUGGCAGCUGAAUGGAUCAAGUAAAAUAAUCCCAAAAAUAAACCAGUUGUUGGUUUCAUUGCUGGUAUCACUGCACCCCCUGAAAGAAGAAUGGGACAUGCAGGAGCUAUUGUAUCUAAGGGAAAGGGAAGUGCCCCAGAAAAAAUUAGAGCUCUUGAAUAAGCAGGAAUCAGAGUUGUGAAAUCACCUGCUUAAAUUGGUAAAACUAUGUUGGAAGUUAUGAAAGAAAGAGGAUUGGCAUGAGUAUCAUUUAAUUUUAUCAAUAUUAUUUAUUAAUUCAUUAUUUAACUAUUUUU
Paramecium tetraurelia is the source of this 1001-nucleotide messenger RNA. RefSeq lists its product as uncharacterized. The transcript has 7 exons. Gene Ontology annotation, cellular component: succinate-CoA ligase complex (ADP-forming); mitochondrion. The record is from RefSeq and is a predicted model, not a curated record. Gene Ontology annotation, molecular function: succinate-CoA ligase (GDP-forming) activity; succinate-CoA ligase (ADP-forming) activity. Gene Ontology annotation, biological process: tricarboxylic acid cycle. NCBI's taxonomy places the organism in Eukaryota, Ciliophora, Oligohymenophorea, Peniculida, Parameciidae.